Molecule: messenger RNA, 18323 nt
Organism: Pelagomonas calceolata
Lineage: Eukaryota; Pelagophyceae; Pelagomonadales; Pelagomonadaceae
Source: the annotation of a GenBank genome assembly
AUGGCCGUAGCCUACAUCAAAUCAUUAGUCCAGCUCAACUUAGAAGCCGACGACGCCGCUUUUGACCACGCCAUUGAAAGCAAGGAGGACGAGGGCGUCGACGCGAGCGAAAGCUAUUUCAAGUUUGGGGAUGCGGCCCUGAAGCACAUUUUUGACGAUGCCACGACGUCGGGUGCCCUGUUCUUCUUCUGGGCGCCGCACCACGGCGACGAAAAUGCCGCAGAUGUGUUACAUUGCGCGGCGCCCACCAUGCCCCCGGCAGGGCACAACCGACGUAGUGUCCACUUCCUCAAGCUCGGAAAAGUCCCGAUGGAAGGUUCUCGUACGGAAUUGAUGGACGCUUUACAAUUUGGGGCGUGCACGGCCAACGUCCUGUCGGACGCGGCGGGCCUGCUCGGGGGCCUGUUCCUGCCGGCCUUUGAGGCUUCCCGGAGUGAUGAGUUAACUCCCGGUCAAAUAGCCUACCAGCGGAAUCUAGCAUCGUUCAAAAGUGUCUUGGAGCACGCGGCUCGCCAGAUCGGCGGCGACGUCUCUCUGGAAAUUCCCGAAGUAGAUGUGUCUCAGCCAUCUAUCUUGGAGGACCAGACGGCGUUGGGCGAAUUAGAGCAUGCUGUCGAGGGCUGGACUACCACUAUUCAACAAGUUGUGGAUCAGGAGGCCGCGAAAAGACCUAGUAGUUCAGGCCCGCUAGCCGAAGUCGAGUUCUGGCGAGAAAGACACCGAGCUUUGUCCGCUCUCUAUGAACAGCUCCAACUCCCGCGCGUCCAAGCUAUCUUACAAACGUUAAAGAGAGUGGACGCGCACGCGAUCAUCGGCUAUAGUACCUCAUAUGGAGAACUGCAAAAACUAGCGAUCGAAGCCAAAGACAACACGAAGUUCUUAGCGACGUUGGAACGGCACUUCAAGACCCUAUCCAGUGGCAGUUUCGCCUCCAUCCUAGAUACCUUACCUACGAUGCUCAACGCGGUCCGCAUGGUGUGGAUUAUAUCUAGACAUUAUAAUUCUGAUAGUCGUAUGGUGCCUCUGCUGGAGCGCAUCGCCCACAAGCUCGCCGAGAAGGUGAGCGAUGAAGUGAAUGUGGCGUCCGUGUUAUCUCUACCGCCGAAGGAAGCGCAACAAAUAAUCACGGAGGCCCGAGCCGUCUUACACGCCUGGGAGGCCACGUACAUGGCGACGAGGCAACGCAUUGAAGAAAGCGGUACCCAUGUAAGAUGGGAAUUUGACAGAAAGAGACUCUUCGAGCGUACUAGAUAUAUGGCGUUUGUACUAGGACAUCUAUACGACGUAGCUCAGGCGCGAUGCAGUGUCGAUACGCGGUCGCAGCGCACUUUUGAGAGAUAGAUCGAGGUCGUCUCCAUCAGAGAAGGCUUUGACGGGUCUCUUUUCCAUUUUUGAGCCGUUUCGGGGCGUAUCGCGUCGUCUCACGUACUUACCACACACAGGUCCUCGACCAGUUCGACCAGUUCCUCGGGCCCGAGCUGCGGGCCGUUACGGACGACACGACGCAGGUCGACAAGGUUGUCCAACGCGUCGAAGCUUUAAAGGAACCGCUGACGAGCAUUACGUACAAUGCGUAUGAUCGACGCUACGACGAGUCCUGGCAGAGUCUCAUGGAUGAAUUUAAUGCGGACGUCGCCUCCAUCGAGGAGCAAAGCAUCCACUUCAUUGACGACGCGUUUCAAAAGCUGCGAUCCGCGGAGAGCGCCUAUGAGCUCGUAGAAAAUUUUAAAAAGGUGGAAUCGAGGGACGUGAUCAACCGCCAGUUCACGACCUUAUAUGAUGAGGUCAUGGAGCAGUACAUGAAGGAGCUUUCGCAAAUUCACGCCUUGUUCGACGCGCACAAGGCCAGGCCGCUGAUCUACGAGAACUACCCUCCCGUGGCCGGGGCGAUCGCGUGGGCUAGAGACUUAUAUCAUAGGGCCAAGAAACCAAUUCUCAAGUUCAAGCAGCACGAGGGGCUGCUCGAGACGCCGGAAGGUUUAGACGCCAAACAAAAGUACUUGGUCUUCGCUCGGGCCGUCGACGCGUACAUCACGCAACUCUACGAGUCCUGGGAGAAGUCGACGUUAGAAGUAGCUACUGAGUUGUUAAAACAGCCUAUCCUAGCUGCUGUACAUUCAGUACCGGAAGAUACGCGGAAGAAAAAACCUCCGGGCAAGUUCCGCAUGCCCCCGCUCCCGUACAAGGUCAAUUUCGUACCCGAAUUAGCUUUAAUUAUCAAGGAGGCCAAGUACCUCGACCGGCUCGGCUUUACCAUACCCGAGACCGCACUGCAAAUAGCGCUCCAGGAGGACAAAUUUCACGGCUACGUCCGCGACUUGAGUCUGAAAUUGAGCCAGUACGACGCGUUGAUUUCCAGAAUAGCACCCGUCGAGUCCGAUUUACUCACAAGACAAGUCGCCAUCCUCCAACGGACGUUACGGUCCGGUUUUACGCCGCUAAAUUGGAACUCGCAGCGCGUCCCCGCGUUCAUCGAGGCCGUGCAAAAGGCUCUCAACGAGUUUUCCGGCGUUGUCAGUCAGAUCCAGAAGAGCGCGGCCAUGAUUGCGAAUGUGGUAGAUGCGAUUCAUUCUACCGUCUUAUUUCAGCCGGCGGAUCUCAAGAGAGACCCCCGCACGAAGCGACCGGUGUUGGUGGAUGUCGGCCAGUUCCACGAGACCGUGGAAGCGACGCGCACGGCUCGGUUGAACGAUCUCCAGCAGCAGUACAAGUCGAUCGAACCUCUGUUGAAGAAGGUCGAGGAGGUCGUCGCCUCGACGGCGACCAGCAGUUCACCGCUGCUCGCGAACUACUACCGGUACUGGGAGAAGCGGCUGUGCAACGCCAUUGUGGUCAUGGUGUCGACGUCGCUCGCGACGUUCCGAGAGAUGCUGACGCAUCCUGAUUGUGCACCUUUUUGUAGGGCCGCUUGUCUGUUGGGGGGAAGAGACGUCGUCGUCACACCCCCAGCGGCCGACGUCAACAAAUAUAUAACAAAAUGCAUCCGAGGACUCAGCGACGCGGCGAAGACGUUUCCGCGCUGGAAGCGCGGCACGUGUCUCGAAUGUCCGCCCGUCGACGUCGGCGAGGACGAGGAGCCUUUUGUGUUUUCCUACCACCAGGACGUCUCCAAGAACCCGCACGUUAUGAAGUUGAGAGACGACUUGACGAGUUACGUAAAGCGGCUCACGGACGAGUCAGGCGCAUUACAAAAAUACAAGGAGUCCUGGGAGGUCUAUGAUAGUUUGUGGGACGAGAAUAUGACAAGAGAACUAGAUAAGCUCACGGACGAGCCGCGCGGCGUCGUCUACUUCGACGCGAAACUCGAGACCUAUGCUGGUAUUGCGAAUGAUGCUCUAUCUAGAGAUCGAUGUACGGACGUGGACUUCCUGCGCAUCGACUGUGAUGACGUGAGUAAGGGCGUCGCCAAGCAAAGUCUGAGCUGGAGGGACCAGUACGGCAAGGUGCUGCGGGACGUCUCGUUCGAGAAGAUGACGCAACUCGUCGAUUCCUGGGAUGCCUGGAGGAGGGACAUCGACGGCACUACAUGUGAUAGUAUAGAGACGCUCAUGUUCGUUUUGAAUACGAUAGCCAAAGUGGUCGACGCGUCGAUGGACAUGGAGCUCCGGCGCGGACGCGGCGUCUGUAUUGAACUUCAACGUUGGGACGAGGGCGUCCGCGACGGUGUCCGUGCCGCGCAGGUACGCGGACGUGUCGGAGCGGUAUCGGACGCUGGAACGCCAUAGCGUAGCUAUUGAGGCACAUGAGUUACAACUAGCACAUAGUCUCGCAGAAAAAUGGAGGGAGCUGUACGUUUUUGCGCGGACAAAAGACUUGAGACUAGCCAAAGUGAAAGAAGACUUCCGCGCGGUCACGACGGAGCAGUCCGAAGCGUUUCAAGAGGAACUCAAGGAGCUGCGGACCCAGUUCUACGCCGAGGGCCCCAUCGCCGGGAAGGUGUCGCUCGAGGAGGGCGUCUUGCUCAUGGUCGACUACGCGGAAACUUUACAAAAGUGCGUCGCGAAGAAGGACGAGCUCGUGAACGCCGAGGACCUGUUCGGUGCGCAUCUCCGCGUGGUCUCUUCUUCGAGUUUGAGCUGUUUCGGAUGACGCGGUCGCCUCGACGCGAGCACUCCCGAGAGAGAGAGCGAGAGCAAUCUUCACGGGUCGCGGCGAUGGCGUAGGGCUCAUACGCCAUCGACGCGACUCGCCUCCAUCAGACGAGGCAUGGGGUGGUCUUUUCGUCGAGUUUGAGGCCGUUCGGACCGCGUUCGACGGGAGAUGCUCCGCGCAGGCAUGGAGAUGACGUCCUACCCCGUGCUCGUCGAGGUCCAGUCCGAGAUGGCGCGCAUGAAGGUCAUCUACGACCUUUAUAGUUCAUUCGAGAAGUUUAGGGAAGAUAUGAGCCUGACGGCGUGGGGCGAGCUUGACGUUGAAGUACUGAAGGAGGGCGCGCUCGCGGCGUCCCGUCAUGUCCAUGAGACUCGUGUCCAUCUCACGAUGGCGUGGGUGGUCUCUUUGUCGAGUUCGAGGCCGUUCUUGACGGAGAUGCUCCGCGCAGGCGUCGACCGGGCCGAGAAGGAGAUCAAGAAGCUUCCGAAAGAUCUCAAAGAAUUAUCUAAAUAUAAGGCCUACGAGCUCGUCGUCGUCAACUUCAAGGAGUCGCUGCCGGUCAUCGUGAACCUCAAGAACGACGCGGUCAAGCAGGUCCGUGACUCAGUGUUGAACUUGAACUUGAACUUGACGUGGGAGUCGACGCGUCGCGUGCGACAAUGUCCGUGCCACGCAGGCCCACUGGCAGCAGCUCGAGGAAUUAACUGGAGUAGCAAUAGGCGACGUCAAGACGAUAACCCUCGGAAAAAUCUUCAGCAUGGAGCUCAGCCAGUACGGCGAGGACGUCGACGAGAUCGUCGUCUGCGCUGACUCAGCGUCUUUUCUCACGCUUUCCGAACUUCAAGUUCGCGUCGCUGGCGUCUUCAUGAUCAUACGAGGGUCUACGCGUGACGGCGUCGGUGCCACGCAGGCGCGAUCAACGAGCUCAAAAUUGAAAAAGAAAUAUAUGCGAUCGAGAAGUGCUGGUCGACGACCGAGCUCGACGUCCGCGAGUACAAGAAGGACGGGCAGGUGCGGGGCCACGUGCUCGGCGCGGCCGAGGAGAUCAAUCUACAGUUGGAAGACCACCUCCUCAACCUCCAGACGAUGUCCGGGAGUCGGUUCGUGGGCCGGUACGCGCAGAAGGUGCGGACGUGGGAAAAAACACUCAAUAUGGUGGUAGAAACGCUCGACGUCUGGUACAACGUGCAGCGGAAGUGGAUGUAUUUGGAGUCGAUCUUCAUCGGUGCGGACUCCGUGUUGAAGUUGAACUUUUUGCGAGCGCCUCGUCACGAUCACACACGUGUGUCGUUCCCGCGCAGGCUCCGAAGAUAUAAGGAUGCAGCUCCCGGAGGAGGCCAAGAAAUUCGACAAGAUCAACAAGGAAUUUAAGACCAUCAUGAAGACGACGCACGAGUCGCCCGUCGUCGUCCGCGCGGCGACGGAGAAGGAAUUUGAUGCUCUCACUGAAAUGGGCGACCGCCUCGACAGGUGCCAGAAGUCGCUGACGGAUUAUUUAGAUACGAAACGAAACGCCUUCUCGCGCUUCUACUUCAUCUCCGACGACGAGCUACUCAGUGUGCUCGGGUCGAGCGACCCCACGUCGAUCCAGGUCCACAUGCUGAAGCUCUUCGACAACGUCAAGGAACUGAAAUUCGGGUGCUGACUCAGUGUAGAUUUUGAACUUGAACUUGACGUGGUCGUCUUCAUGAGACCGCACCGCCUCGACGCCGUCGACGCGGCCGUGUCGCGACGGCGUCGUUCCCACACAGGAGCGGCGCCGCGAAGAUCCAGGGCAUGGUCAGUAGCGAGAAGGAGGGCUUCGACCUCUGUACGAAGGACAUCACGCCGCCAGAAAAAGGCGCCAGUCCGGUAGACGGUCCCGUCGAGGAGUGGAUGACGCGCGUCGAGCAGGCCAUGAAAGAUAGCUUGAAAGUCAUCAGUAAGACGGGCAUCUUCAACUACGCGUCGUCUCCGCGUAGCGAGUGGAUUCUGGAUGCCGACGUCCUCGGGAUGGUCACGCUCGCCGGUCAGUGCUCAGCGUCUUCUACGGUGCCUUCACGCCAUCGGCGCGACUCGUGUCCAUCAGACGAGGUCGUGGGUGGUUUCUUGUUCGGUUUUGAGCCGCUUCGGACCGCGUCGAGCGACCGCGACGCCUCGAGACGACCCGGACGCCGUCGACGCGACCCGCACACACCUCCGACGCCGUCGAGACGUCAUGAUCAUGGUCACGAACGCAGGUUCUCUCGUGUGGUGGACCUGGGAGGUCGAGGACGCCUUUAGAGCGGUCAAGGAGGGCGACAAGCACGCCAUGAAAACUUUAGAAGCGAGACUAACGAAACAAUUGAACGAAUUGGUCGCGAUGGUGCGCCAGGACUUGAAUAAAAUAAACCGCAAAAAAGUGAACACUUUACUUAUAAUAGAUGUGCAUUCGCGGGACAUCGUCGAUUCGUUUAUAAGAGAGAGUAUCUUGAACGCGAAGGAGUUCGCCUGGGAGAGUCAGUUGCGCUUCUACUGGGAUAGAGAUGUGGACGACUGCGUGAUCAAGCAGUGCACGGGUUUUUUCCGGUACGGCUACGAGUACAUGGGCCUGAAUGGGCGCUUGGUCAUCACGCCGUUGACGGAUCGAUGCUACAUGACCAUCACGCAAGCAUUAACAUUUAAAUUGGGCGGUUCUCCCGCGGGACCGGCCGGGACCGGCAAGACGGAAACCGUAAAGGACCUCGCGAAAAGCUUGGCGCUGCCGUGCUUCGUCAUUAAUUGUGGAGAAGGUCUCGACUACAAGGCCAUGGGGAGCAUCUUCUCGGGCCUCGUCCAGGUCGGGGCGUGGGGCUGCUUCGACGAGUUCAACCGCAUCAACAUUGAAGUUUUAUCCGUGGUCUCUGCGCAGUUACGGUCCAUCCAGAACGCGUUGAUCUACGACAACCCGACGUGUGAUAUUGGCAAUGGAGAUAUAAGAGUAAAAAGGGUGGCGGGUUUUGCGACGUGCGGGUUUUUCAUCACGAUGAACCCGGGCUACGCGGGCCGAACCGAGCUCCCAGACAAUUUGAAAGCUUUAUUUAGGCCGGUCACGAUGAUCGUGCCCGAUUUGCAGAUGAUUUGCGAGAUCAUGCUCUUUUCUGAAGGAUUUGAGGGAGCAAAAGUGUUAGCUCGCAAAAUGACGGUCCUCUACAAGCUGUCGAAGGAGCAGCUCUCGAAGCAGUACCACUACGACUUUGGCCUUAGAUCUUUGAAGAGUGUCUUAGUGAUGGCUGGUGGAUUAAAAAGGCAAUACUCGGAUCUCAGAGAAGAUAUUGUUUUAAUGAGAGUUUUGAGAGAUUCGAACAUGCCGAAAUACGUCUUCGAGGACGUGCCGCUCUUCAAGGGCCUGAUCAAGGACCUCUUUCCGGGUUUAGAUGCUCCUAGGGUCGGCUACGAGGACCUGAAGAUUGAAGUCGCGGCGCAUCUGACGGCGAACGGCUACAAGUGUUCGGAUGAAUUAGUACAUAAGGAGCAGUGCGACAAGGUCAUCCAGAUGUACGAGACGAUGAUCGUGCGGUUUGUAUCGGCGUCCCGUUCAUUGGCAUGCGCCGUCUCCGGGAGAGGAAGUCGCGACGCGGUCCGAAUCGGCCCAAAUUUGGACCAGAGACCACCCACGUCAUCGUGAGAUGGCCACGACGCGCGUCGACCACCUCAAACCGCCGAUGCUCCGCGCAGGCAUACCACCAUGAUAGUAGGACCCACUGGAGGUGGGAAAACAGUAGUAUUGGACACCCUAAAAGCAGCUAGAUUGAAAGCGGAGGGCGUCGUCGUCAAGUACUACGUCAUCAACCCGAAAGCACAACCUUUGAACGAGCUCUACGGCGUCAUGGACCCGGUGACGCGCGACUGGACGGACGGCGUGCUCUCGAGACUGUUCCGCGAGCUCAACGAGCCCCUCCCGAAGGCGAAGGAGGGCAAGGAGAUGCGCUGGAUCAUCUACGACGGCGACGUCGACGCCGUCUGGGUCGAGAACAUGAAUAGCGUCAUGGACGACAACCGGCGCGAGGCCGCGUCUGCGCGCUACGCGGUCGCGGCGCCAUCGAUCGAGAUCGUGUCCAUCAGAGGAGGCCGUGGGUGGUCUCGUUUUCAUUUUUGAGCCACGCGCAGGCUGUUGACGCUGCCGAACGGCGAGCGCAUCCGCUUGCAGCCCCACUGCUGCAUGAUCUGCGAGACCUUCGACCUGCAGUACGCCAGUCCUGCCACCAUCUCGAGAUGUGGCAUGGUCUGGGCGGACCCGAAGAAUCUGGGGUACCGACUCAGUGUGAUUUCCUUCAAUUUCUCAACUUGAAGUUGCGUCGAUGGCGCCUUCAUGAGACCGCACCGCCUCGACGGCGUCGAUGCGGUCACGUUUCGUGACGGUGUCCGUGCCACGCAGGUACCGACCCUUCUUCGAGCGGUGGCUUAGAAAAAGAUGCGGCGACGGCGUGGACAUACCGGGCGAUAGGGAUGAGGAAGCGGAACAAUUACAGAGUUUAUUUGACCAGUACGUGCCGCCCUGUAUUGAUUAUGUCCAACUAGGACUCGUCGAUGGCGAAUUGGGAGCCAAGUUGAGGAUGGUCGUGCCCGUAACCAGCAUAGACAUGGUCAAGCAGUUAUGUACCGCACUGGACGCGUUUCUGGGACCGGUCUACGACGUCGCCGGUGACAGUCUGCCAGAUAUAAAUGAGCUCGAAAACGUCUUCGCGUUUUGUGUGACGUGGUCCGUCGGCGCGCCGUUGGUUGGUAGUAGCCAGGAGCAGUUCAACGACUUCGUGAAGAAGAUUAGCUCGAGUAAUCUGCCCGACGGCAUGCUCACCGAUUCUGUCUAUGACGCCUCCAGUAAAAGGUGGCAGACGUGGGAGUCGCGCGUCGAGCCGUACGUCGAACCGUCUCCCUUCAAGUUCUAUGAAGUGAUUGUGCCCACGACCGAUUCUACGAAAUUCUCCUACUUGUUGAGGGAACUCGGUCCCCGAAAACCCGUACUUUUUGUCGGCGCCUCGGGCACGGCAAAAACAACGAUCAUCAUGGACUACCUCGAAGGUUUGAGUGACGACACGGCCCGGAAGCUCACGAUCGGCUUCUCCAGUCGUACGUCGUCGAUGGACGUGCAGAAGAACCUCGAGGUGAAUGUUGAUAAAAGAACGGGCGCGACCUCGGCGUUUUGACUGGUAAAGGUGCCUUCACUUGGUUGCUGGGACUCGUAUCAUGUUGUGGAUCGUUUCUUUUUGGAUUUUGAGCUGUUUCGGACCGCGUCGAGACGCGACGGCCCCGACGCGGUCCGAGACGGCUCAAAAUCGACGAAAAGACCACCCACGGCCUGCUCUCCCCCCGACGCCGUCGACGCGACGCGCACGAAGAUCUCAGACGCCGCAACACACGAUGCCCCGCGCAGGCAACAUCUACGGGCCUCCAUUAGGAACGAAUUUGGUCGUCUUUAUCGAUGAUAUGAACAUGCCCAAGGUGCGAUCUCGGCGUCCCGCGGUGCCGCGGUGCCUUCACGCCAUCGACGCGACUCGUGUCCAUCAGACGAGGUCGUGGGUAGCUUCUUUUUUGAUUUUGAGUGAAUUCGGACCGAGUCGAGACUCCGCGAUGCUCCGCGCAGGUCGACACCUACGGCACGCAGCAACCGAUAACACUGUUACUCACUCUUAUCUCGCGGGGCUUCAUCUACGACCGCGAAAAGGACCUCACGCAAAAAGUACUUAGAGACAUGACGUACAUCGGCGCCAUGGGCCCGCCCGGAGGUGGGAGAAAUAAUGUCGACCCUAGAUUUGUGGCUUUAUUUAGUGUUUUUAAUCUGCCCGACCCUACGUCCGAAGUGUUAAAACACAUGUAUUCGUCGAUCAUCAACGAGCGGCUGCGCGACUUCGGUCCCUCCGUGAAAGACGCGGCCUCAAAAUUCCCCGACGCCAUGUUGGAAUUGUUUUCGUACAUUUUGGAGAGUUCGAUGCGGUGUAGUCAGCUUAUCUUCGCAUCGACGCGAUCCUCGCUUCGCGCCGCGUGAGAGCGGUCUCGCUGUCAUCACAAGAGAGUUGAAGCCCACCUUGAACUUUGCACACAGGCCUCCCGCCGACGCCCGCGAAGUUCCACUACAUCUUCAAUUUAAGGGAUUUAUCGCGGGUCACGGAGGGCGUCUGUCUCGCGACGCCCGAGGUGUUCGAGCGGUCGGAGCAGCUCGUGCGGUUGUUCCGGAACGAGGUGCAAAGGAUUUUUUGUGAUAGAUUAGUGUCAGACGAAGAUUUGGGGACCGUCGAGGGCAAACUGGCCGAGAUCAUCGGUUCGCAGUGGUCCGAGUGCCGCGACGACGCCCUGGUCGAUCCGAUUAUUUUUGGCGAUUUUGAGAGGGCUGUUGCUCGUUUAACGGAGGACGCGGAAGAUGCGCGCUUGUAUAAGGACAUGGGCGACUUUUCUUCCACCAGGAAGAUCAUGGAUGCUGUUUUAGAGGACUACAAUCUCAACAGAACUCCCCAGGCGUUAGUUUUAUUUGAGAUGGCCCUGUCGCAUCUCACGCGAGUGCAUCGCAUCAUCCGCUUACCGAGGGGUAACGCUUUGUUGGUCGGUGUCGGUGGCAGCGGUAAACAGUCCCUGACGAGACUAGCUACUUAUUGCGCCGGAUAUGAUAUCUUUUCUAUCCAGUUGAUGCGGGGCUACGGCGAAAUUGAAUUUAGAGAGGAUUUAAAGACGUUAUAUAAACUCUUGGGCACGAAAGAAGUGGUGUUCCUGUUCACGGACGCCCACGUGGCCCUCGAGGGUUUCCUGGAGUUCCUGAACAACAUGCUGACCACCGGCAUGGUCCCGGCGCUCUACGAGCAGGACGAGAUGGACGGCGGGGUUGCGGCGUCCUUUGACUCGUGUCCAUCGCACGAUGCCCUGGGUGGUUUUGUUUUUUAUUUUGAGGCCGUUCGGACCGCGUCGGAGAGAGCGCGGUCGCGGCGAUGGCGUCAACGCGACGCCACGCCACCGCGACGCCGUCGUCGUGAUCACAUGAGAGUCCCCGCGCGCAGGCCUCGCGAACUCCGUGCGAAAGCAGUGCAAGGCCGCGGGCGUCGUCGAUACCAGUGCGAACCUCUGGAAAUUUUAUGUGAACAAAUGUAGAAAUAAUCUGCAUUUAGUAUUAGCCAUGUCGCCGUCGGGCGACAAACUGCGACUACGCUGUAGAAGCUUCCCGGGCCUCAUUUCGAAUUGUGUCAUUGAUUGGUUCUUCCCGUGGCCGGAAGACGCGCUCUCGAAGGUCGCGGAGUUUUUUUUGGCGGAGGUGGACCUGCCGGAUCAGCAUCGCGCGAACAUCGUGCAGCAUCUCGUGUUUUCUCACACUCACGUCGUCGCGGAGGCGGCGCGCUUCGCGGAGACGCUGCGGAGGUACUACUACGUCACUCCAAAAAAUUAUCUGGACUACAUCCAGAACUACCACACGCAACUUUUGAAUAAUGAGAAGAAGGUGCGUAUCUCGGCGUUUUGAGGUGGUGCGGGGCCUUCACGCCGUCGACGCGACUCGUCUCGAGGAGGACGCGCGGUCGCCUCGACGCGAGCACUCCCGAGAGAGAGCGAGAGCAAUCUUCACGGGUCGCGGCGAUGGCGUAUGAGCCCGAGACAUGCGUUCACGUCGCGUCGACGGCGUACCGAGACACCGAUGCUCCGCGCAGGUCGGGAAUAGCGUGAAACGACUGGCCGGCGGUCUCAGCAAAUUAGUAGACGCCGCGAGGGACGUCGAUAGGAUGUCCAUCGAGCUCAAGGACGCCCAGGUCGUCGUAUCGGCCAAAACGGUCGAGGUCGAAGCCUUAAUCGAGCAGAUCACGGAAAAAACAACAAUUGCGAACAAGCGCGCUCGCGGCGUCCCGUCGCGUUGUGGUGGUUUCACUUCAUUCAUACGACUCGUGUCCAUCAGACGAGGUCGUGGGUAGUUUAUUUUUCGAGUUUGAGGCCGUUCGGACCGCGUCGGGGCUGUCGCGGCGCGUCGGAGAGACAGCUUUCAUGAAGAUGGCGUCUUCGAGACCGCGCCGCCGCGAUGGCGUCAGCGCGACGUCACGCCACCGCGACGCCGUCGCCGCGACCGCACGAGCGUCUACGGACCGCGUCGAGCGACCGCGAUGCUCCGCGCAGGCAAAAGGACGAGGCCGAGGUCAUGCAAGUUACUGCGAGCGAGCAGUCCGUCGUCAUAGCAAGGGAGAAAGGUAAAGCGGAUGCCGCUUUAGAGGAGGCGAUUCCCGCGCUCGAAAUGGCCGAGUCCGCCCUCGCGAACCUCCACAAGGAGGACAUCACCGAGGUUAAAAAUUUUGCAAAACCACCAGCAUUGGUGCAGGACGCGUGCUUGAUGGUGGUGUGCCUCCGACCCACAGGUGUCAAAUUGGACGAGACGUGGGCCGACGCGAAGAAGAUGCUCGCGGAUACGUCUUUACUAGAUAAACUCAAAAGAUACCCCAAAGAUAGCAUCACGGAGAAGAUGAUGAAGAGCGUGCGCAAGUACUUCAAAAAUCCGAAGAUGACCGUCGAGAACAUGAAGAGCGUCAGUAAAGCGGGUAUGGUGUCGGCGUCUUACUCGUGGCCACCAGACGAGGUCGUGGGUGGUUUCUUUUUCGAGUUUGAGCCGUUUCGAGGCGUUCCGCGGUCCCGAGGCUCGCACGAGACGAGUACACCCUCUGACGGCCACGGAAUGCCGCGUGACGACGUCGAGGCGUCGCGUCGAUGGCGUGGACGUGGACGGCACGCCAUCGAGGCGACGUCGCGCUCGCAUCGGCCAUUCGGACCGAGACCGCGAUGCCUCCGCGCAACUCCGAUCGUGACACGAUGGCGUCGCGGUGGAGCCGUCGCGUCGAUGGCGUCGAGAGCACUCCGACCCCGCCUGCACGCCGCAUCGACGCGUCGUCGCGCAGGCACGGGCCUCCUCGUCUGGGUCACCGCCAUCUCCAAGUACUUCGACGUGGCCAAGAACGUCGAGCCCUUGAAAGCGAAGGUGCGCGACAUGGAGAAGCAGCAGGCGAAGACGACUAAACUAUUAGCUGAUUUGAACGACCAGCUCGGCGUGUUGAGCAAGGAGCUGGGCGAGCUCGACACGAACUUCAAGGAGAAGAACGAGGAGCUCACGGGUCUGCAGACGCAGGCGGCGCUCAUGGAGAAACGAUUGGCGGCGGCGUCGAAGCUCAUCACGGGACUCACCGGGGAACGUACAAGGUGGACUUCUGAUAUAGGGGAUUUGAAUAAUAGUAAAGUGCAGCUCGUGGGCGACUGUUUACUGGCGGCCUCGUUCUUGUCGUACGCUGGAGCGUUCACGUCGGACUUUCGGGCGGGGAUGAUUUAUGAUACAUUUGCGAAGAAGGUGCGAUCUCGGCGUCCUUACGCCAUCGACGCGACUCGUGUUUAUCAGACGAGGUCGUGGGUGGUUUCUUUUUGGAUUUCGAGGCCGUUCGGACCGCGUCGAGCGACCGCGAUGCUCUGCGCAUGACGUGGUCGCCUCGACGCCGUCGACGUGGCCGCGAGAGAGUCUCGUGACGGCGUCGCGCCGCGCAGGUCGCGUCCCUGAACAUCCCCGUGACGGCCGCGUUCAACCUCGAGAGCUUCCUGAGCAGCGACGCCGUCAUCCAGGACUGGACGGCCAAGGGCCUGCCCGCCGACGAGCACUCCGUGCAGAACGGCAUCCUCACGACGGCCGCCAGUCGCUUCCCGUUGUGCAUCGACCCCCAACAACAAGCGGUCUCGUGGAUCAAGAACAUGUACGGCAAGGACCAGCUCAAGAUCAAAUCUUUAUCCGAGUCGGACUUCAUGAAGCAUCUCGAAUUAGCGAUCCAGUUCGGGGCGCCGUUCCUCUUCGAGAACGUGGACGAGGAGUUGGAUCCGAUGCUCGACCCGGUGCGCGCGCGGCGUCCUUUGUUGUGGGUCGUUUCUCUUUUGCUGAAGAGGCCGUUCGGACCGCGUCGGGGCCGUCGCGGCGCGGUCGCGUCGAUGGCGUCGUCACGAGACCGCGCCUUCAUGAAACCGUCGCCGUGAUCCCACGAGAGUCUACGGACCGUUUCCAGUGAAUACGACGCGCCGCGCAGGUCCUCGAGAAGAACACGUAUGUUGAAAGUGGUCAAAAAUUAAUAAAACUGGGAGACAAGUCCGUCGCGUGGGACGAUUCAUUUAGAUUGUUCUUCACUACCAAACUCGGCAACCCCCACUACAGCCCGGAGGUGAUGGCCAAGACGAUGCUCAUCAACUACAGCGUGACGCAGGUGCGUAGCUCCGCGUUUUGAACGGUGCCUUCGACUCGUCUCCAGGAAUGAGGGACGUGGGUGGUCUUCUUUUCGAGUUUGGGGCCGUUCGGACCGCGUGUCGUUCCGCGCAGGACGGCCUCGCGAACCAGCUCUUGAAUGUCGUCGUGGGCCACGAGCGCCCGGAUUUGGAGGAGCAAUUCAGUGAAUUGGUCGCCGACAUGAGCGCGAACGCGUUGAUGAUCGUCAAGCUCGAGGAUACGUUAUUGCACGAGCUGUCGGCGUCCGAGGGGAACAUCCUCGACAAUAGCGACUUGAUCGAGACGCUCAAUCAGACGAAAGAAACUUCUACGGCCAUCAAAGCGAAGGUGGAACAAGCGGAAUUUACGAAGGCCGAGAUUUCCAAAGCUAGAUUAGGUUAUACACCUGUGGCGAAGAGGGGUAGCAUUCUCUAUUUCGUGAUGGCGAGUCUCUCUACUAUUUCUUCCAUGUAUGAGACCUCUUUAGACUCAUUCUUAGGAGUCUUCAACAAGGCGCUGGACCAUGCCAAAAAAGAUGUGGUCCUCGACAAUCGCCUACGGAACAUGAGCGAGUCGGUAAUGAGAGAUGUAUAUGAUUAUACCUGUACGGGUAUUUUUGAGAGACAUAAAUUGAUGUUCGCCUUCCAGAUGACGUGCCAGGUCCGCUCGCCGCGUUUUGAGGUGUGGAGGCGCCUUCACUUUGUUGCUGGGACUCGUGUCCAUCGCACGAUGCCGGGGGUGGUCGCUUUGUCGAAUCUGAGAAGUUUCGGAUGACGCGGUCGCCUCGAUGCGAGUUCACGGGUCGCGGCGAUGGCGUAGGGCUCCUACGCCAUCGACGCGACUCGCCUUCGACGGGAGAUGCUCCGCGCAGGUCCAGGACGGCAACGGCGAGUUGAACCGGGGCGAACUCGACGCGUUCCUCAAGGGCGACACGGGCUUGGACGCGCCGCCGCGCGACUCUCCGGUCAGUUGGCUCGGCGCGUCCGGCUGGAAGGAUUUAUUAGCGUUGUGUGACAUGAAUGAUGGAUUUGACCAACUACGAAAGGACUUCGAGAAGAACAAAGACAAUUGGAAGGCCUGGUACGACCUGGAGGCUCCGGAAACUGUACCACUCCCAGAUGGUCAUUCGGAGAAAUUGACGCCCUUACAAAGGCUUUGUGUGAUGAGGUGUUUUAGGCCCGAUCGGGUCUACAACGCCGUGAAGACCUAUGUCAUGGGCGCUAUUGGUGAAAAAUACGUGCAGCCUCCGGUCUUGGAUUACGGCCGUAUUUUUGCGCAAAGUACAGAGAGGUCCCCGAUGGUCUUCAUCCUGUCGCCGGGCGCGGACCCGCAGGGAGAUAUACAACUUUUAUGUGAGGAGAGGGGCAUGAUGUCGAAGUUUCGAUUCAUCGCGCUCGGCCAGGGCCAGGGCCCGAAGGCCGAGCAUUUAAUUGAUCAGGGCACGAAGAGUGGCCACUGGGUGUUGCUCCAGAACUGCCACUUACUGGUAAGCUGGCUGAAGAUGUUGGAAAAGAAAAUGGAGCUGAUGAAGGCGCCGUGCGUAGCUCCGCGUCCCGUUUCACGCCGUCGCCGCGACUCGUCUCGAGGAGAGGAGGCGCUGGGUGGUCUCUUUUUCGAUUUUGGGGCCAUUCGGACCGAACCGCCGCGAUGGCGUCGACGCGGCCACAUGAGAGUCCACGCGUCUCGUGAGAGAGCUGUGACGCGUCGAUGGCGUCUCCGUGACGCCACCGAUGCGCUGCCACGCCGCCGCGACGCCGCCGCCGCGGCCGCACGUGCGUCCACACUCCGUACGCCAUCGCCGCGACUCACAACGUACAUACGCAGGCACAAGGACUUCCGGCUCUGGAUGACGACGGAGCCCACCGAGCGCUUCCCCAUGGGCAUUUUGCAGAAAAGUCUCAAGGUCGUGACCGAGCCCCCCGACGGGCUGAAGUUGAACAUGAGAGCUACUUUUGCGAAGAUCGACCAGAGUGUCUUGGAUGCCUGCCCGCAUGAUGCCUUUCGAGCGUGUUUAUUUACGUUGGCUUUUCUACAUGCGGUCGUGCAGGAACGUCGCAAGUACGGGAAGAUCGGUGCGUAUCUCCGCGUUUUGAGGCGUUGCGGGGCCUUCACGCCAUCGACGCGCGUCGUCUCGAGGAGAGGAGGUCGUGGGUGGUCUCUUUUUCGAGUUUGAGGCCGUUCGGACCGCGUCGGGGCCGUCGCGGCGCGUCAGAGAGAGCGCUUUCAUGAAGAUGGCGUGAGGUUGCUCGCACCGACGCGGUCGCCGCGAUGGCGUCGACGUGAUGCGUCGCCGCCGUCGACUCUCGAGAGUAGUUUCGCGACGCCGUCCGCGCCACGCAGGCUGGAACGUCGCCUACGACUUCAACGAGAGCGACUUCGUGAUUUCCAGGAAACUUGUUAGUCUCUACCUGACGAAAUCAUAUGAAGAUGAUGAUGAAUUUCUGCCCUGGGGUUCGCUGAAGUACCUGAUCGGCGACGCGAUGUACGGCGGAAGGGUCUCGGACAACAUGGACCGGCGCGUGCUCGUGACGUACCUGUCGGAAUACAUGGGCGACUUCCUCUUCGACACGUGCCAGAAGUUCUACUUCUCGCAAGCGGGCUUUGCCUACGAUCUGCCCGAGCCCGGGCCCCUCGAGAACUACCAACGACACAUCGAAAAGCUGCCUCUGACGAACUCUCCCGCGGUUUUUGGAUUGCAUCCCAACGCGGAGAUCGGCUUCUAUAGCAACGCCACCAAAAACAUGUGGGUCAAUUUGAUUUCUCUACAGCCUCGAAGUGUCGAUAGCGGCGGUGGCUUGUCGAGGGACGACAUCAUUGCCGGAACCGCGAAAGAUAUUGAAGGCAAGGUGCCCAUCGAAUCGUUAGAUAUCGGGUCGUACGACUUGAUGGUCGUUAGGUCGAAGCUCUUUGAGCGCAAUGGUGUUAAUACACCUACACCAGCUCAGGUGGUAUUACUACAAGAGCUCGAGCGCUGGAAUUUGUUAGUUAUUAAAAUGGCCGUGACGUUGGCGGACUUACAGCGGGCGUUUCGAGGAGAAAUAGGCAUGUCCGACGACUUGGACGCACUCGGUGGCAGUCUAUUCAACGGGUUCAUCCCCCAGAUGUGGAAGCGGCUCAUGCCCAAUACCCAAAAACCUUUAGGAAGUUGGAUGUCCCACUUUUUGGAGCGGUACACGCAGUACGACCUGUGGAUCGCCCACGGCGAGCCGAAGGUGAUCUGGCUGAGCGGUCUACAUAUACCUGAGUCGUGCGUCGCGGCGUCCCGGGGAUUUUCGUUGAUUCUUCACUUGACACCUCGAUCACGCGGAGACACGCCAUCGCCGCGGCGUCGUUCAAAUGACUGCGUCUGCGCGAUGGCGUGGCGAUUCCACGCCAUCGACGCGACGUCGUCCCCGUGACCGCGUCGGCUCGAUGGCUUGGAGGCUCACGAAACGUAACUCACUGGAUGAUUUCCACACAGGUAUCUGACGGCGUUGGUGCAGACUACUUGUAGGGCCCUGAACUGGCCCCUGGACAAGGCGACGUCGUCGACGAAGGUUACUGAAUACACUGAAAGCGCCAUGCCCCCCGCAAAGCUCGAGUGCGCCGCCCGCGUCAGAAAUGUCGUAAUACGCCAUCGACGUGGCUACGUGGAGAGUGACGAGCGGCUCCGUCGCACGCCAUCGACGCGACAUUCACCCGUCGCCGUCCACGCAGGCACGGCACGUACAUCAAGGGCCUGUACCUCGAGGGCGCGGGCUGGGACGCCGAAAGGAUGUGCCUGAAACGCCAGGAGCCGAAGGUCCUGGUCGUACCCUUGCCCAUCCUCGAGAUGAUCCCUUCGGGUGGUGCUGUCAAGUUGCAUGGGGUAUUCGUCACGCCCGUCUACGUGACGCAGGACCGGCGGAACGCCAUGGGCGUCGGUUUGGUCUUCGAGGCCAAUUUAGCCACGGACGAGCACACGUCGCUGUGGGUGCUCCAGGGCGUCGCCCUGUCGCUGAACACCGACGCAUGAUCUCCCCGCACCCCCUCGGGGGGGAAUUUGCUGCCUAAGAGCCGGUGUGUUUUA